ACUGUGGGCUUCAGACCCAGGUAGGCCUCGUUGCCAUGGUUACUGUGAGGCCUAGUGCCUCUGAGGCCCAUGGUGGCCCUGCACCCCCACAGGCCUGGCAUCAUCUGUGGGCCCAGGGAGCGAGCCAUGGGGACCUGAAGGCCCCACAGCAGCUCCCACCAUUGCCCCACGUCCCUCCUGUGGUGUGAGGAGGGCUGGAGGAUGCAACCACACCAUGUUGUCCUCGCUGCCCAAGCACACAGGGCAGGGGACCCCAGACGGUGCCACGCUGCUUCCCACCUGCCCCCAGGCCAGGCCAGCCCCGUGACGGCGCGCUGCAUUGCCCCUGGAAAAUGCCAGAAGCGUCAAACUGUUGAGUCAUUCGCGCCCAAGAUUAUCUGUACAAACAGCCGUCCCUGAUUAUUUUUGUUAUGAUCUUUUUUUUUUUUUCUUUUUUUUCCUUUUAUUUUUUUUUUUUCCCCCAAGAAUGUAGCUCGGACCAUGGGGAUGAGCUGCUGAAAUCUCCGGGGAUCAGCAGGACAAUGCCAGUGGGAGCAUUGUGCUGACGGCUCUGCAAACGCUGGCACCGGCUCCGGGCCAGCAGCGCCCUAUAAAAGCUGAGCCGCUGAAGUAGGCAGACAUGACAUGGGCGAAGCAGCUGUACCGCCUGAGCUAGACACCUUUCCAGCAGCAAAGAUGGCUCAGACAAACCCUCUGCCUGUCCCCAUGGGCCCAUGGAAGAUCACUGUGUAUGACCAAGAAAACUUCCAGGGCAAGAGGAUGGAGUUCACCUCGGCCUGUCCAAACAUCAUGGAGUGUGGUUUCGACAACAUCCGCUCCCUAAAGGUGGAAUGUGGCGCCUGGGUUGGUUAUGAGCACACCGGUUUCUGCGGGCAGCAGUUCAUCCUGGAGAGGGGCGAGUACCCGCGCUGGGACGCCUGGAGCGGCAGCAAUGCCUACCACAUCGAGCGCCUCAUGUCCUUCCGCCCCGUCUGCUCUGCUAAUCACAAGGAAUCCAAGAUCACCGUCUACGAGAAAGACAACUUCAUCGGCCGCCAGUGGGAGAUCAGCGACGACUACCCCUCGCUGCAGGCCAUGGGCUGGGCCAACAACGAAGUGGGCUCCAUGAAGAUCCCCUGCGGCGCCUGGGUUUGCUACCAGUACCCCGGGUACCGUGGCUACCAGUACGUCCUGGAGGCCGACCACCACGGGGGAGACUACAAGCACUGGAGAGAGUGGGGCUCACACGCCCAGACCUCCCAGAUCCAGUCCAUCAGGCGCAUCCAGCAGUAGCUGCCUGGCGCCCGGCCCCACUUCUGAGCACAUCUUUGCAAGGUUUCUAAAGCUCACCGGCUCCCUUUUGGUGCUAAUAAUCCCCUCCUGAAAUAACAACCCCUUCUUGUACUGCAACCGCUUGAUGGAACAACACUCCUAAACGGUACCAGCUGCCACAAACUGCCAAUAAAUAAA
Molecule: messenger RNA, 1449 nt
Organism: Centrocercus urophasianus (Greater sage-grouse)
Lineage: Eukaryota; Metazoa; Chordata; Aves; Galliformes; Phasianidae
Gene: CRYBA1
Product: crystallin beta A1
Exons: 6
Coding region: 625-1272 (215 amino acids)
Biological process (GO): visual perception; lens development in camera-type eye
Molecular function (GO): structural constituent of eye lens
Source: RefSeq, a predicted model, not a curated record